Molecule: messenger RNA, 4066 nt
Organism: Trichomycterus rosablanca
Lineage: Eukaryota; Metazoa; Chordata; Actinopteri; Siluriformes; Trichomycteridae
Gene: rasgrf2b
Product: Ras protein-specific guanine nucleotide-releasing factor 2b
Exons: 27
Biological process (GO): positive regulation of GTPase activity; Ras protein signal transduction
Cellular component (GO): plasma membrane
Molecular function (GO): guanyl-nucleotide exchange factor activity; protein binding
Source: RefSeq, a predicted model, not a curated record
AUGCAGAAGAGCGUUCGCUAUAAUGAAGGACACGCUUUGUAUCUGUCCAUGGUGGCGCGCAAAGAGGGCACCAAGCGCGGCUACCUCAGCAAGAAGACCACGGAAAAUAGCAAGUGGCAUGAAAAGUUUUUCGCCCUACACCAAAAUGUGCUCUUCUAUUUUGACUCAGAACAGAGUGCCCGACCCUCUGGUAUUUAUCUUCUCGAAGGAUGCACCUGUGAAAGAGUCCCUGCGCCUAAAGUAUCAGCUGGAAGCAAAGAGACGCUCGAUAAACAGCACUAUUUCCUUAUUGUGUUUGGACACGAUGGCCAGAAGCCGCUGGAGCUGCGUGCUGAAGAGGAAACAGACUGUGACGAGUGGGUGGAGACCAUUCAACAAGCCAGUUAUUCAGACAUCAUUAUUGAGCGAGAGGUGCUCAUGCAGAAAUACAUCCACCUUGUGCAGAUCGUGGAGACGGAGAAAGUGGCAGCAAAUCAGCUGCGCACCCAGCUGGAGGAUCAGGACACGGAGAUUGAGAGACUUAAAGCAGAGAUCAUAGCUUUGAACAAAACCAAGGAAAGAAUGCGACCUUACCAAGUCAACCAAGAGGAAGAUGAUCCAGAUAUCAAGAAAAUUAAAAAGGUUCAGAGUUUCAUGCGAGGCUGGCUUUGUAGGAGGAAGUGGAAAAUCAUCGUUCAGGACUACAUCUGCUCGCCUCAUGCCGAGAGCAUGAGGAAGAGAAACCAGAUCGUCUUCAACAUGGUGGAGGCUGAGACAGAGUACCUCCACCAGCUCUCCAUCUUGGUCAACUGCUUCCUUAGGCCACUGCGCAUGGCCGCUAGCUCCAAGAAACCUCCCAUUAACCAUGAUGAUGUCAGCAGCAUCUUUCUUAAUAGUGAAACUAUCAUGUUUUUACAUGAGAUAUUCCAUCAAGGCUUGAAAGCUAGGAUUGCAAAUUGGCCCACUCUCGUUUUAGCCGAUCUUUUCGACAUCCUGCUGCCCAUGCUAAACAUCUACCAGGAGUUUGUGAGGAAUCAUCAAUACAGCUUGCAGGUUUUAGCUAACUGUAAGCAAAACAGAGACUUCGACAAGCUGCUUAAACAAUACGAGUCAAAUGCUGCAUGUGAAGGGAGGAUGCUAGAAACCUUUCUCACAUACCCCAUGUUUCAGAUUCCACGCUAUAUUAUAACGCUUCAUGAACUGUUGGCCCAUACGCCUCAUGAGCACGUAGAGCGGAAAAGUCUGGAGUUUGCCAAGUCCAAGCUUGAAGAGCUGUCCAGGGUGAUGCAUGAUGAAGUGAGUGACACAGAGAACAUUCGUAAGAAUUUGGCCAUUGAGCGCAUGAUUGUUGAGGGCUGUGACAUACUUCUCGACACCAGCCAGACAUUUGUAAGACAAGGCUCUUUGAUUCAGCUACCCUCUGUAGAGAGAGGAAAGCUCAGUAAGGUGCGACUGGGUUCUCUCUCCCUGAAGAAAGAAGGCGACAGACAGUGCUUUCUGUUUACCAAGCACUUCCUUAUCUGCACUCGCAGCUCAGGAGGCAAACUGCACCUGCUUAAACAAGGGGGUGUCCUGUCCCUAAUUGAGUGUACCCUCAUUGAAGAACCUGAUGCCAAUGAUGAAGAUGCUAAGACAUCAGGGCAGGUGUUUGGCCAUCUGGACUUUAAGAUAGUGGUGGAACCUACAGACGCUCCUGCCUUCACAGUGGUGCUUCUGGCUCCAUCGCGCCAAGAGAAAGCUGCCUGGACCAGCGAUAUUAGCCAGUGCAUAGAUAAUAUCCGCUGUAAUGGCCUGAUGACCAGUGUGUUUGAAGAGAACUCCAAAGUAACUGUGCCACACAUGAUCAAAUCUGAUGCACGUCUCCAUAAAGACGAUGUUGACAUUUGCUUCAGCAAGACGCUCAACUCCUGCAAGGUUCCUCAGAUCCGUUACGCCAGCGUGGAGCGGCUGCUGGAGAGGCUAACCGACCUGCGCUUCCUCUCCAUCGACUUCCUUAACACCUUCCUUCACACAUAUCGCAUCUUUACUUCAGCUGCCAUUGUCAUGGACAAGCUGGUGGAUAUUUACAAGAAGCCCUUCACCUCCAUCCCUGUCAGGUCCCUGGAACUCUUCUUUGCUACCAACCAGAACAACCGCUCCAGCAGCAGUGGCAGCGAGCACUCCAUCGACAAAUCACCCCGCCUGUGCCGCAAGUUCUCUUCCCCUCCACCUCUGUCCAUUCCAUCACACACUUCCUCCCCUGUGCGUACUCGCAAGCUUAGCCUCAACUCUCCACUCAGCUCCAAGGUGGCUGCACUGGACCUGUCCAGCCCGGUGUCCUACUCCGCUGCAAGCAGCCCCACCUCGGCUAACCCGGGCACGUCACCUCCUCCCUUAGCCAACCCCAAGUCUCCACAGGAGCUGAGUCGUAACCAGAGCCCAUCUUCACCCGAACAGAGUCCCGGUGCCCAUGACGAGAACACUGAUGCACCACGCAUUGACGGCCUCUCAGGCAAACUGCGUCGCAGCAUUAGGAGGGCUGUGCUUGAAUCAGCCUCACUGGAUAAGUUUAUCCCUGAAUCUCCUCAAGGCAGUGAAGCUGGAGAUCUCUCCCCCUGCAGGUCGCCUUCUACCCCACGGCACAUGCGCUACAGAGGGUCUGGAGGUAACACAACUAAGUAGAACUCGCGUUGUUCAGUGUCUCCGGCCUCAGCAUUCGCCAUUGCAACUGCAGCAGCUGGCCACAGCAGCCCUCCAGUCUUUAACAACUCCGAGAGGACGUGUGACAAGGAGUUCAUCAUUCGAAGGGCAGCCACUAACCGGGUUCUUAAUGUCUUGCGCCACUGGGUCUCCAAACACUCUCAGGACUUUGAGAUGAAUAGAGAGUUGAAGAUAGCUGUUAUAAGUCUUCUGGAGGAGGUGCUGAGAGAUCCUGAUCUGCUCCCUCAGGAGAGAAAAGCCACUGCAAACAUAUUGAAUGCUCUGUCUCAGGAUGACCUGGAAGAUGCUCAGCUGAAGAUAGAGGACAUUCUGCAGAUGGCUGAAUGCCCGAAGGCAGAGUUCUUUGAAUCACUGUCAGCCAUGGAGCUAGCUGAACAGAUCACACUCCUUGACCACAUCAUUUUUCGGAGUAUUCCUUACGAGGAAUUUCUGGGCCAGGGUUGGAUGAAGAUGGACAAGAAUGAGAGAACUCCCUACAUCAUGAAGACCAGCCAACAUUUUAACGAUAUGAGUAACCUGGUAGCCUCACAGAUAAUGAGCCACACCGACGUGGGCUCCAGGGCCAACUCAAUAGAGAAAUGGGUGGCUGUGGCUGACAUUUGCCGUUGCCUGAACAACUACAACGGUGUACUGGAGAUCACCUCUGCCCUGAACCGCAGUGCCAUCUACAGGCUAAAGAAAACCUGGGCUAAAAUCAGCAAACAGACGAAAGCACUCAUGGACAAGCUACAGAAAACAGUGUCAUCAGAGGGACGAUUUAAAAACCUUAGAGAAACCUUGAAAAAUUGUAAUCCACCAUGCGUUCCUUAUCUGGGGAUGUACCUGACAGACCUGGCAUUUAUUGAGGAAGGAACCCCAAACUUUACUGAGGAGGGUUUGGUCAACUUCUCAAAGAUGAGAAUGAUAUCUCAUAUCAUUCGAGAGAUCAGACAGUUCCAGCAGACUCCUUACAGGAUCGAACACCAGCCAAAGGUCACACAGUACCUGCUGGAUAAAGCCGUGAUCAUGGAUGAAGAUACGCUGUAUGACUUGUCUCUGAAGAUUGAGCCUAGACUUCCUGCUUGAAGUGCAGACUUGGCAACAUCCAGCCUGGUCCCAGAUGUGCUUCUCUUUCAAAGGGUUUACUGACACCAGGAUGUUUACAUGGGUGAAGAGUUACCAGUGUUGAGAACAAGGAAUGGAUAUGCAGUGGAGAUUUUUGAUUGCUUGAACCCUGCCAGUAUGAAUUUGUUUGAUUUGAUGGAGUAAAAAUGAAUGAGCGAUAAGUAAGGGUCAGUGCCACUGUCUUACAAGUUGAGGACCAUGGGAGAACAGGAGAGUCUGCGGUGAAGAAUAGAGAAGAAAUGUAGCAUGUACAGCAGCGAAACUCUAUGCCAGGGCUUACAAA